Molecule: messenger RNA, 862 nt
Organism: Phalacrocorax carbo (great cormorant)
Lineage: Eukaryota; Metazoa; Chordata; Aves; Suliformes; Phalacrocoracidae
Source: RefSeq, a predicted model, not a curated record
GGCAAGGGGGAGCUCUGGGCACGUGGAAGCGUCAGCAGGGCAAAUAGAAGAUCUGUUGAUUUUUGAAAUGCCCUUUCGUCCUCUGACGCCUGCUCUGAUUUACUCAUUUCCAUUUCUUUCUCCCGUUGCAGAAUACUUGAGGAACGAGAGCGCCUUUCUGGGAGAGCUGGUGUUUGGGAGCGCAGACACCAUUGAACUUUCCUGUGACAGCCACGGCUCUUCUGUGCCUGUUUUCUGGUUUAAAGACGGUAUCGGGAUUGCACCUCCCAGCAGAGCUCGUACUGGGCAGAAGCUGUUGAAGAUCAUCAGUGUGUCAUGCGAUGGCUCGGGGCUGCACAGCUGCAAGGCGAGGCAUUCCGACCAGGUCCUGGGAAACUUUACAGCCAGAGGUACAGACAUGGCUGGAGGCGAUGGAUAUCCAGCUUCCCGUCUGGGUUCCCGGGCUGACACGCUGGGAUAUCGCAUGGGUCCCCAAAGAGCAAAGUAUGAAGCUAAAAGAGGCAAGUCUUCCCAGCGGUCAUCAGAAGUCCUGAAGGAAAUCCUGAAGGACCUGGACAAGGCAGCGCUUGAGAUGGACCGUGAGACUGCGGAGAAUGAGGCGCUUCAGGAAGGAGGCAGUCACGCGGUGCCAGUCUCUGAUGACAGAAGAGGGGCAAUUCAGUCAGUGGAGGUGCCAGCCUGAAAACCAUGUGGGAAAGUGCUGGCCCUUGCUGGGAAGUCGGGGACAAGCCUUCAUCAAGCUGUCUGUGCCAGUCCUUCCCAGAGCAGUCACCAUGGACCACGUUUCAGGACAACGUUCCCUGGAGACAGCAUCGGCAGAGCUCCAAAGGACAUGGCUGUCUACGUGAGUGGUUUCUCCAGC